Molecule: messenger RNA, 2254 nt
Organism: Rhineura floridana
Lineage: Eukaryota; Metazoa; Chordata; Lepidosauria; Squamata; Rhineuridae
Gene: DOK1
Product: docking protein 1
Exons: 5
Coding region: 372-2087 (571 amino acids)
Biological process (GO): positive regulation of MAPK cascade; cell surface receptor protein tyrosine kinase signaling pathway
Cellular component (GO): cytoplasm
Source: RefSeq, a predicted model, not a curated record
CACAAGGAAACGGCGCUGAAAGAGGUGCAGGGCGCUUGCCAAGGGGGCGCUCCCGAGCGCCCUCCAGUUCCUCCUCCGGCUCUCCUGCCACGUCUUCGAGGCCUGGGCUGGUGUUACCGGUUGCCCUUUCUUCCGAGACCCCCAUCCAGCCCACUUUCCUUCCCCCGACUGAGCCAGGACGGCGCCCAUUUGGGCCGGGGGGGAGAGAAGCCGCCUGUCCCUCCCCCCGCUUGCUUCCGCUCCCUUUUCUGGGCGGGGCCGCUGACGCGCCCUCGAGUAAGCGCCGCCCCCUUCCGAAGUGGAGGCUCCAGCGCUGGCAGAUCCGGAGUCGCCCCAAUUCGCUUUCCCCGUCUCUCCCGCAGAGUAUCCGGAUGGACCCUCCGGUCAAGGCGGGGCCGCUCCUGCUCCAGCAGCCGUCGGGGUUGCGCAUCGGGUCGAAGCGAUGGAAGAAGAGCUGGUUCGUGCUGUAUCCGUCCAGCCCUCACGGCGUGGCUCGCUUGGAGUUCUUUGACUGCAAGGAGGGGGCCACUGCAGCUGACCGAGUCAGCACCAAGCGCCCAGACAAGAAGAUUGUGCGGCUGGCAGACUGUGUGAGUGUGGCUCCUGCCCCAGACUUCAGCCACAAGGAGGGCCUGUCUGCCUUCCGCCUGGAGACCAACGAGCGCACCUUCCUCUUUGCUGCAGAGCGACAGGAAGCUGCCGACUGGGUGGCUAGACUCUGUGAGACAGCCUUUCUGGGUAACCCUGGCAACACAGCCCAGCCUGCAGCCGAGCAUGGUGGAGAGCAGUCUCUGGAAAUGGCCAUGAACUCCAUAUAUUACUCACGAGAGGAAGUGAACGAGUUCUGGGUGACGGUGCAGAAGACGGAGGCAGCAGAGUGCUGCAAGCUGCAUGGGGUGUAUGUGCUGAAGGCUUCGAGUGACGGCCUCAUCCUUAGAGACCCCCAUUCAAACCAGCCCCUCUACACCUGGCCUUACCGCCUCCUUCGCAGAUACGGAAGGGACAAGGUGAUGUUCUCUUUUGAAGCUGGCCGGCGGUGCGAGUCUGGCCCUGGCAACUUCACCUUUGAGACCAAGCAGGGGAAUGAGAUCUUCCGUGUUGUGGAGGUGGCAAUCCAGGCUCAGAAGGCCCAAGUGGAAGAGAACCGGCAGAGCAGCAGCUCUCUGGAGGCAGAGGCCUGUGGCGUGGGCCAGAUCCAAAGCGCCAUGGCCAACUCCCUCAGCCUGGAGCGGGAGAGCCCUGCUUCCGAGCGGUGGGUGCCUAGGACUGCUCUGACUGCCAAGCUCAGCGUUACUGCAGAAGAGGAGGUGGCUGUGCAACCAACCAAGCGGCAGCAGGGGCUGCGAGACCCUCUGGCCCAGUGGGCUAGCACCCCGCCACGCUCCCCACACCUUGGAGUGCCCCCCGAAGACCCGGUCAAUGUCUACUCUGAGCCCUUGGAUGCUGUCAAGGGCUCCCGGCCCAGGGCAGAAGCCCUGUAUGCUGACCCAGUUGACAGCUGGCGUGAGGGGGGCAGGGAAGAGCACCGCCCUCCAAGUACCAGCUUGCUGUACGAGCAAGUGGGGCCAGUGGCUGGCAGUGGACAGGAGCCACAGAAUGGCAAGGUCAAGGUGCAUAUCUAUGAUGAACCGGAGGGACGGGCCCCAUGGCCGGCGCCUGCUCCCACUGCAGUCUACGAUGAGGCACGCCUCCCUUACGAGGCCUGGCGGACUCAGGGCAUGGAGACACAAGCUGGCUACGAACUCCCUUGCCUGCCUGGGACUGGGGAUUAUGCUGUUCCUGCCUUCCACCAGAAACCAGGCCUCCCCAAGCCCCCCAAGCGCCCCCGAGCCCCUAAGAGGCCCCCUCAGCUGGGCAGCACCAGCAAGCCCCUCUCCUCUCCAGGGCCUGACCAGGACGGGCCAAGGAGCAGCUCUGACAAUGGCGGCAGCGGCAGCAACAACAACAACAACAAGCAAGAAGUCCUCUACAGCCGAGUGGUGAAGUUGCCCCUGCCUGCCCCCGCCAGUCCGGGCCGUUCAGAGCAGGAGCAGUCAGUGGACGAGAGCCGGCCAGCCUCUGUGUACGAAGACCUGGGCGAGAUAUGAUGGCAGGCCUUGUGCGGAGACCCCCCCCCCCACCUUCCCAGGCAGUGCAGUUGGGGUCAGCUGGGUGUCUUAGCACACACACUCCCCCAUCUCCUGGCAGGAUGUGCUUCAGAAAAUAUUUUUCUACAGAUGUUUAUUUUGAUAUUAAAGCAUUUUGUUUUAGUGAA